This is a messenger RNA of Arachis ipaensis, 1143 nucleotides long. NCBI's taxonomy places the organism in Eukaryota, Viridiplantae, Streptophyta, Magnoliopsida, Fabales, Fabaceae. The record is from RefSeq and is a predicted model, not a curated record.
AUGACGCCUCCACCGUCGAAGCCGCUAACACCUCAGGAAUGGGAAACCCUAAUCGAGGACUUCCAAUUCAGCGGCGAAGAGAGAAGGCAGAACAAGUGGAGCUCUCUCCCUUCGCUCUUCGAUCUCCUCGUCAACUUGGUCCUCCGCAAGGACUUCCUUCUCUCCGUCAAGUUCCAGCUCCUCGUAUUCCUCAACGAGUUCUCCGAUUCAUUCUUCACUUCCAAUGACGACCACGCAUACCAACUCGACCGUGUAAUUGACGCGCUCCACACCGUCGUCCAAUCCCCGAUCGACAGCGUUUACAUAACCAUCUCAUUCAGAGAACAGUUCAUGAUCUCCGUUACCUCGAUCGUUGUAAGUUUGGUUGAGGUAUUGUUAACGGUCAUCAACUGGCCAAAUUUCGGGUCGGAUCGUCAAACCCGAUAUAUCGCAUGCGAGUGCUUGCGCGAAUUGGAGGGUUCCAACCCGUACCUUCUCUCCGACGUCGUUGGCCACUUGUAGAGCUUGUGCCAGAACGAACGAGCACAUGCUUCACAAGGUUAUAUAUCUUGCUAUUAACCAUGGCUAUUCAUAACAUUGUUGUUAAGCAAUUGCAUGUUUCUGUUGUGAAUACUUCCAUUCUUAUGGUCCCAUUCAAUUCGCCAUAGUGUGUGUUUGGGGUGGCUUAUGGUGGUGAUUUGAACCUGAAGGAGUUGAGGAAGGCUUUGGCGUUUUUGCUCGAGUGGCCACAGAUUUUGACACCUCGUGGGAUGGAGUUCAUGGCGAUGGUGAUUCCUGUGGCUGCCGCAUUGGAAAUCCAACCUUAAAUGCUGAAGGUGAAGUUUUUCGAGUUGAUUUAUUCCUAUAACCCUGUUCUAUGCCACGUUAUUUUGAUGAUGUAUUUGUGUUUCUUGGAUGCUUUUGCUGGCCAAUAAUGGGAGCUUUCACAAAGGCUCUUCUUGAUUUCAAGAAAAUUGCAGCAUUACUUGAUUUUUCGACUGCUAGCUGUGCGGUGGUUUUUGGGUUUCAAUCAGCUAAUUUCUAGUAGAAGUACAAAGUCUAUGAUCAAGGCUUGCUUUAUUUUCUCUUCUUGUGUUUUUCUCGGUGUGUCUGUGUGUUGAGGUACUCAAAAUGAAAGGUGGGUAUACUGAGUUAGUUGAUUCA